Molecule: messenger RNA, 6420 nt
Organism: Mytilus californianus (California mussel)
Lineage: Eukaryota; Metazoa; Mollusca; Bivalvia; Mytilida; Mytilidae
Product: antiviral innate immune response receptor RIG-I-like
Exons: 14
Coding region: 5102-6268 (388 amino acids)
Cellular component (GO): cytoplasm
Molecular function (GO): hydrolase activity; double-stranded RNA binding; DNA binding
Source: RefSeq, a predicted model, not a curated record
GCUGCAGACCUGACAUGAAGACAGGUCUAAUGCAGCAGAUCUGUCCUCAGGACAGGUCAGCUUGACCAGACCAGACCUGAGGACAAGUCUAAAGAAGCAGACCUGUCCUCAUAACAGGUCAUCUUGAUCAGACCAGACCUGUGAAGAAGUCAGAUUGACCAGACCUGUGAACAAGUCAGAUUGUCGAGACCUGUGGACAGAACAGCUUGACCAGGCCAGACCUGUGAAAAUGUAUGCUGUUAACUGUCCUGUUGACAAGUCUGCUUUUGGACAGACAAGUCAUGUCAGUCAUGGGGACAGGUCUGCUUUUUCAUAAGUCUGAUGGAUAUAUAAUUUUUUUAACAAAUUUGUUAAUACAUGCAUGUGUUGAUACGCAAAUGAUAUACAUGAAUCAAAGCGGUCCUGUUUACUAGUUAACUUUCGAUCAUUUUAAAUUUAUCUUGGAACAGACCAGACUAAAAUUAAUUUGCAAAGAAUAGAUCUGGUUCGGACAUAGCAGGUCAAGAUCAAUGACUGCUUUUAAAAGCACAGCUGGUCAAAAGUGAACUUGUUGUGUAGAACUGGUUGUGGCAGGGUUAACUUCGCUCAGAGUUAACUUCAAUAUUGGACCUCUCAUAAAGUUAACUUUCGGGCAUUCAUAAAAACAGUCCUAAGACCAAGUUAUCAUAUCUACUGUCCUAGGAGUGGUCAGGGCAGUCAUUAAGCCUGUCUCAAAUUUACUUUCAACUGCCGUAAAGUCUGGUCAUCAAGUUAACUAGCUGUACAGGUUAGGACUGCACCCAUCUGCACGUGGUUGUUUUUCUCUUUUUUUAUUCUUUUUUUUUAUUCUUUUUUUUUAUUCUUUUUUUGUUUGAACCACAGUGAAUUUAUAAUGCAAGGGUGGCAGAUUAAAUGUUUAGAGAAAAGAUUAAGCAGUGUAAACAAUGUUGAUAUACAAAAAAAUUAGUUUUUCUCAACAAACGUUCUCACAAUUUAGCUAAUAUUCAACUGACAAUGGAGGCAGUACCAUCUGACAAGGAGUGUUGGUAUUAUAUGAAACUUGUCACUUUCAUCCUUGGAAUUGGAAUGGAGGUUCUACAUACUUAUUUUGAGCGGAAUAUUUUGAAUGCAAAAGAACAUUUGGCAUUUUAUAUGUUCUUAGAUGACAAUAAACCUUUUUUGUUUCAUGAAUGCUAUCCUAGAGUACAGUGCUGUAAGUGUUCUCAACAUUGUCUUGUUCCGCCUUCUCGAAAAGGAUGUUUAAAUAAAAAACAGUUUAUGUCAUUGUUUGAUAUUGACCCUCUAAUUGAAAUGGACCAUUAUCAAACAGGAAGACAUAAUGAGAUUACCAAAGAGUGUUUGUGUAGAAUCAUCGCAAAACGACUGUAUGGAUAUAACUCUUAUAUACGCGAUUUUGCAAUCAUGCUGUUUCAAAAAUAGUACAGUCAUACACGGAAACCCAAGAUGUAUUGAAGUUAUCAAAGAAACGAGAAACUUUUUGGCACAUGUACCUAAUGCACGUAUUUCUAAAUCUGAGUUUGACAGCAAGUGGUCUGAGAAUGAGCAAGCUAUUUUAGAAAUAGAUAGUUCAUUGGGAAAUUAUUUUGCAAAAGUGAACAAAAGGAAAGUCGAUGAAUUCAAAAAUAGUGAAUUAUCAAUUGAUACAAUCAAAGGAAUCAUCGAGAACAAUGUUGAUGAAGUUAAAAAGAAUCUUCACGCCCUUAUUGAAGACCAGAGGAAAAGCACAUUGCUAGUAAAGGAUGAGAUCAUUGCACACCUCACAAAAUAUAAAGAUGAACUCUACGUUGAUAUCAGGAAUCUAAGAUUUGAAGUAAAGCAAUAUACUUUAGCUUCUAGUUCUACAAAGGAGACAUUCGACACAGAAGUAAUCUGCAGUUCGUGCUUCCCGGUUUGUUUCGCCGUAUUUACCUGGAUUGCUCAGGUGGGUCAAUGAUCGAUUUUUCACUCACCAGAUAGAUGUACAAUGGGCGUAAUUAACAAAAUCACAUUUACAAGUUUAUUAUUGUUCAAACAAAUUAGAAACAUGGUUCUCGCCAUUAGUGACUCAGAAUAUAAACUAAUUAUCAAGUAUUUGACUGCAAUAAUCAUAUUCUCCAGUAACCAAAAUGAAUGCUGCUGUUAGCUGUUCUAAAGUAUAUGUGACGGAAACGGAUAAAAGUAAGUUAUAAGAAUUCAAAUAGGAGGUUGGAAGAGGACAUUCUUAUAUUAUCAUGUUUACAUUUUCAGGUUUCAUCUUGCUUGAAUAUAUGAUAGGAGAUCAAACGUUGGAAUCGCAUUAAUAAAUGCUUUAAUAAGUGCACAACCAAAUUCACAUAAUUUCAAAAUCACUUCAUUUGGAACAAAAUAACUAAAAUCCUAUCCUUUAACUGUGUAAUAUUUUAACAUUAUUUUGAGAAUGCUAUCACUAGAAAGUGAAUUCAAUAUAUGCAAGGAAUAACGUCAGUUUUCAGCAAAAGAGAAAAACCCACGGGUUUUAUCUUUGUAAAGCUUUAAUCACCUUGACUCUAGAAAGUACGACUUGCUAAAUAUAAACUUUAUAGUUUUAACAUUUUAACUGUUUAGUUCGGGCACCACUAGUGUGUCCUUUGUAGACGAAACGCAUGUCUUGUGUAAACUUAUAAGCCAGGUAUCUUUGAUCAGUUAUUUGAAUAACGAACAAGUAUCAAAUUUCAGAAAUGUAAAUUUAUAGUGGGGGUUUUCCUGCACUUUUCCAGUCAUUAAGACAUUUAUUUAACGAUAUUUGACAUCUUGUAUAUGAUUUUUAUGUGUUGUUAACUUCCAAUCUCAAACUCUGGUUUUAUGAUAAAUGCAUUUGAUUUCAAUUUACCAUGAUGUCUGAACCCCACACUUUUAGUGACUAUUUUCAAAUUAUUUUGAUGUAAACUGUGUCUGAUCAUUUUUAUUUCGUUUCUGAAUAUAUUGUAUUGGGAAAUUUAUAGCUAGUUUUACAUUGAAAUGUAAAAUGGGAUUUGAACUAGCCGACAAACAUGUGAAAAGAAGAAACCGGGUUCUUUGACAGAGUAAGCUACUUCUCGUUCACAUGUUUAACCAGUAAAACAAUUGUAAAAUCACUUCAAGUUAUACGUGUCAAAAUAAUAUACAAGCCAAUUUAACAAUAUUGUCCAGUCAAAUCUGCAGCCUGACAAAAGUUCAUCACAGUCAAUCAAAUGUUGAUAUCGACCUAUAGAACCUAGUAAAAAUUCAGUCUUAUUCUUUUAACCCUUCUGCAGAAAUUUAUCAUUCGCAAACCAUUAUGGGCACAUAGCCAAAUCGAGCUUGGUCUGUUUCAUCUAGUUCUUCCAAUGUAGACAUUGCACACAUUUAAAUAUGUUAAACACUCAAACUUUUAUUUUGUAACCUACAUGGAUAGUUUAGAUGAAAAAUAUAAAGAUUCACUUUAAGUGGGUGAUACUGACGAAUAUAAUUCAUUUUACAGAAAUUAAAAGUAUACUUCAUGCAUUUGUGGGAACUUGUACAUUGGAUAUUAGAAUUUUUUUUAUAUGAUAUUUGCAAAAACUAUAGGAGCUGAACUAUAUACAGUGAUAUGUGUAGCUUAUUAAUGUUUAAACCGUCUUCUGCAGAUGUGAGGAAGUGUCGUGUCGCAUGGAGACUCGAAACACCAAGCACAUGGAAUUUAACAGAAAUAAAAGACACUUUAGAGAAAUUUUCUGCACUGUUAAGACAAUGGUUUGAAAUAGAAUUCGUUUAUGUUGGGUCCUUGGUUAUAAAAACAUUAAUGCAAAAAAAGGUUUUAGAGAAUCGAGAUGAAAUGCGAACAUCAGUACAUUUAUUUUUGAAAAAGAUUGUUGAAGUUUGUAGAAUCAAUUCAGAUGUACAUACUGUCAUCAAAGUAGCUUUGAUUAUAGAGCCUGAUGAAUUGGAUUAAGAAGAGACAGAAGAGCAAUCAUCGAAAAUAGAAUUGAAUAAGAAAGACAAAACAAUAUGCAUAUUCUGCAAGAAAAGCUUUGAUUGUCAGAACUGUCGACAGAAGGAUGAGAUUAUUUCAAAUCUUAAGGAGGAAAUAUCAGGCAAGCAUUUUGAUUUCUAUGUAUGUAGCAAUUGUGUUUUCUUACACGCAUCAAUGUAGUUGCAUAUAUAUAAGGCUCUAAGGUGCGAUAGGGACGCGUAAACGCGAUGGUCACGCUAAAGUACAAUGGUCUAAGCGGAAUUGCCAUGGUUUGGUACACUGAAAUGCAAUGCUGUGUGCAAUUCAAUAAUCGACUAGUGUAAAACAAUGCAAACAAGAAAACAAAUAUCAAAAACAAAAACAAACGACUACCACUGAAUUUCAUGUUCCUGGCUUGAAACAGUUUCAUAAAGUAUAUAUUAGCUUCUUCAAUGUACCCAUUAAACUUUUUUUAAACAAAUAUCGCACUUUAAAUAAAAAUAAAAAAAUGUGGUAUAAUUUUCAAUGAGACAACUAUCCAACCAAGAUCAAAUGUCGUUGAUGUAUUCAAAAAGUAAUCGUACGUCCUUCAAUGUCGAGCCUUUGCCCACGCCGCACAGCAAGCUAUAUAGGGCCACGCAAUGACCAGUGCAAAACAAUUCAAAGGAGAAAGACAACGGCAAGAAUUAUAACAAGACAAUAAACGAAAAACUAAUAGAAACAAAGCAAAAUACAAAAGCCAUUGCCGGAACCCCAUUCCCGUGACAUCAUCGGGAUUAAGUGUGCUAUACCAUCGCCCUUUAGCGUGUUACAUCAUCGUUCUUUAGCGUGUCAUACCAUCGCACUUUAGCGUGUCAUGUAAUCGCACUUAAAAUUAAAAAAAACAAUAUCUGCACUUUAUCGUUUGACACAAUCGCACUAUAGCGUAGACCAUCGCAUUUUAGCGAAAUAUGUCUAUUUCAGUACAAACUACAAGUGUCGUAAUCAAAUUAUCUAAUGUAGCAACAAGUUAGGUUUUAACGAAAAUGAAAAGAAUAUUUUAAUGUUAAAAUUCUAUUCCGGUAAUGAACUGAACCUUUGCAAUAUCUUACAAAUUUAUCUUUUCUAUUUAGUUAGGAGCUAGUGAUUUAACUGCGUUUAAACGCGCUACCACUGAAGUAUUUUUACCUUAACUAUAGUUGCCAGGGAAAGCACAUUUUUAAUUUAUGCUAUGUUAUGUUCCAAAUCGUAUUGCCCCAAGAAAAUAGAAAAGAAUCAUCAUCAAUGUUUUUGGAAUCGAUUGUGUCUGAAAGAACACCUACAAUAAUAAGUCUCCGGCAGUACCAGAAAGAACUUGCCGAGAUAGCUUUAACUGGUCAAAAUACUAUUAUAUGCGCUGGUACAAAUUCGGGAAAGACUUAUAUAGCCUUCCACAUCAUAGAAGAUCAUCUAAUAAAACAUCCUGAGGGCAAGGUUGCAUUUAUUAACAGAACCAAUAUUCUCUUGGGACAACAAUACGAAAGAGCAUGUGGCGUGUUUUCAACUCUGUUCUAUCAGAGAAAGAUAAAAAUAUGGAAAGCAGAAGAAGAUGACAACGAUUUUUUCAUUCAUAAAAUCAAGAAUUCAAGCUUGAUGUUUUUGACUCCUCAAUCACUCAGCAAUCAUCUAACAGAGAAAGCAGCACCACACAUGUCAAUAGCGGAGUUCACAUUGAUCAUACUCGAUGAAUGUCAUCACACAUGUGAUAACAGUAACUAUAACGAACUGAUGGCAUAUUAUAGAAAGGCUAAAUAUGGAGAAAAGCUUUCAACUUUACCUCAGAUUUUGGGUUUAACAGCAUCAUCAGGCACAAAGAAGGCAAAAGAUUUAAACUCUGCAAAACAUCAUUUGCGUACUGUGAUGACAAAUUUAGCCGUUUCAAAAUUGUCCAUUGUAAAACUAAAUGAAGAAGAACUCCUUCAGUACACCACUAUUCCUGAAAAAGUAUUUAUAAGGUCAUACCCACGCCAAGACGAUCCGUUGAAAAACAUUGUCAUAACUGCAAUGGACUAUGUGGAAAGUAUGUUCAAUUGUCGAAAAGUCUCAAGCUUUCUUAUCGAUGAUAUCAAUGAUUGUAGAGACUUGUAUGAUGCAUUAAAAAAUCCACCAAAACAAAGGACCGAAAUCCGUUACAUCCAAUGGAUUGCAGAGACCAAAGAUAAAGUUGAGCAUGUAUUACACAAAGACCCGAAAAUACCACGGCUACUUCAUGCAUGUUUCAGACAUUUAGAUCUUUACACUGAAUGUUUAGAAGUGAAUUCAUUGCUGGAGGUUGAUCAAGUUUGUAAUGUUAUUACGCAGAUGAGUCCGCUGCAGGUCAAAAUGCAAAAACGGUCGAAGAGACUGAAAUUGUCAAUAAAUUAAAAGAAGUGUUUGUUGAUAUUCGGGAGAUAGAAAGAAAAAUUGAAAAAAAUCCUAAUGUUAAAGCAGUUAUUGAAUUACUAGAUAGUGAAUAUCAAAAAUGCAAAGAAGACUCCAGAUUCUUAAUAUUUGUUAAAACUAAAGCAACAGCAAGG